UUGAACCAAUACUAUAGUACUCUUUACCAAAGGGUAUGUUUGGUAUCUCAAUCUAUACCCCCCUGUGAAGGUGUACUAUCAAUCUCAGUAUAUAAACGCCUCAGUACUGCUCAUACUUCUUCACUAAGCUCUCUCUCUCUCUCUCGAAAUUUCUCUCCGAUACUCAUACUCCGACUUAUUCAGAGUAAGAGAUGACAAUGGAGGUGACAUGGCGGCCUUUGGCAUUGCUCACUAUGGGAGUAGCUCUUCUUUCUUGUUUUGCUACUCGCACAGAGUCAAGGAAUUCUGUCCCUCAAAGUGAUCGAGUAAAGGUACUAGAGAAUGAGGAAGCUGCACCUACAUGGUGUAUUGCCAAGCCUUCUGCAGAUGUCGAAAAGCUUCACCACAACAUUGACUUCAGCUGCGGCCAAACUGGAAUAGACUGCAGACCUAUUCUGCCCGGUGGUAAUUGCUUUGAUCCGGACAAUGCUGUUUCACAUGCUUCAGUUGCAAUGAAUCUGUUCUACAAGGCCACCGGAAAGAACCCUUGGGACUGCCAUUUCAAUGGCACCGGCUUAAUCAUUUAUCAGAACCCAUCUGUCGGCAUUUGCCACUAUCAAGCUUAAGGAAUCAUGCUAAGUUCAUAGGAGUGAUAGGACUGCAAUUCGGACAGAGUCUUUUUUCCAUGUCAAAGUUUAACAAGUCAGUUGCUCUUAUUGUACUUGUUAUUGUUAUCCUACUUUCAAUAAUGUACCAGUAUAUGUUGGUCUCAAAAUCUUUUCUAAAUAUCUGCCGAUUUACUGAUACAUUUUCCCACCAAAUGCACUACAUUACAAAUCUUGUCCUAAUUUUUGUGUGCCAAACUGCCAAUAUAUAUGCCAAGUUUUUAAAACUUGCUCACAACUUUGCACUAGCAAAAUCUACAUAUGUAACAGAGAGUGAAAGAGAAACAGAUGAACACAGGUUUGAGGUUUGAACCAGCUUAAACCAGAUAAUUUGUUUCUUUGACAUAACAAAUAUGAAAGGAAUAACAGGUUCAUGUUUGAAAGCUAAUAACUAAUAACAUGGAUAGCUUCAGUGCCAUCAAUUUGGACAAAAU
Molecule: messenger RNA, 1078 nt
Organism: Rosa rugosa (rugosa rose)
Lineage: Eukaryota; Viridiplantae; Streptophyta; Magnoliopsida; Rosales; Rosaceae
Product: major pollen allergen Ole e 10-like
Exons: 3
Coding region: 192-605 (137 amino acids)
Source: RefSeq, a predicted model, not a curated record